AUGUGGAAGCCAAGCGAGGUGCUUGAGUCGCACAGGCGUCGGGCGGUGGUGGUUUGGACGGUGUCGGUGGUCGCUAUCAUCGCAUAUUCCGGCUGGCUUUUCUACAAAGCAGCGGAAAAGGCGAAGUCACCCGACACGUCGUUCGUAUUGACGAAUGAGGUAUACAAGAACCCCGACCUCUGGAUUUGCCUGUAUAAUAACUACGGCUGCGACGAGUGGGAACUCGAGGAGGAGUGCGUGGAUUCUGCGUGGAUGACCGAAGGGGGCGAACCGGACGCGGUUUUCUACCCGAGAGUCAAAUUGGACCAGCUACAAGAAACAACGACCGAGGAACUACAAAUCGAAGCUAUCCCCGAAAACACCGAUUAUGACAGCGAGGGAAACUACGUGGAGGACGGGAGAGGCCAGUGCGUGAUUUUCAGGACGUCGGCUGCGACUGCCUUCGUUGGACAAGAACGGGACCCCCACGAGUACCUGGACUACAUCCAUUUGGAUGGCGUUGGUCUCACCAACCAGAACAAGUUAAUGGAGGAUGACCAAUCGUCGUACAAGGCGCUGUUUACGAAUUUUGGGCAUCACAAGAAUGUGGUGAACCCAAACAUCACAAUGCCAUAUGCGUAUCUGUCUCUGGAGAUGAAGCAGCAGGCUGACUCUUGGGAGAUCAUCACAGAGUCCAACCCGUACGAGUUCGCCGAGAUGUUUGGAAAUAUUGGCGGGUUUUGGGAUCUUCUUCUCAUACUGUGGCCGCUAUGCUUCGUCGCGACCACUCAACAAGAUCCCCACCUCAAACCUCGGACCUUCAAGAAGUCAGUCGUGAGGGGAGCCGAACGCGCGGCGGGUGUUACCAAAGUGAUCGCGCGUGCGGCGCCCAUCAGACGCUCCAGGACGGUGAACGCUGCGUCUGUAGCAGAUGGCUUCGAAGACCAAGAAGAAGUGCCCGCGUGGGAGCGGAAACCGACACAACGACAACAGGCCGCCCUGUCACCACCAACUGGUAGGAAGCGGGCCACUCUUGACCUCGUCCCCAUGUGAGGGCAAAGUUUUCAAACCUUGGGGCCGAAAGCACCUCACGAAACGUGAAGGGAUACGCGUCAGGACAUCGAAAGCGGGGAAGCCAUGAACGUGGAGGCGAACAGCCCUUGCCGGAUAGGGCAAAAUUCGUUGUCCCUGGCCGGUGGUUUCAAGAGUAGCGGCAAAGGGAGGCAAGCUUGACGGUUGUGCUCGAAGUUGUAAGUUGGGUUGUGUUUCAAUAGCCCUGUGUCAGAAUGGAAAUAGCGCUGAUUUCAGACUCAUGGCGCGUUCUUCACGUAUCAACGAUGCCUUAACAGCUGCUUCUUGGCCGAUUCGUUCUGGUGUACUCCGUACUUUGUGUUUCCACCAUAAACGGUUUGGGCGUCUUUUGCGUUGAUAUUCCUUCUCGUGUGAUUUUCUGUUAGUUUGCGUUGGUACGAUAGAUCCCACAGCCACCUAGAGCGUAUUUUCAUUUCUUGUUGCGUAGCUCCGUGUUGUUGAUGCACGUGGGAUGACCAUACCUUCCUUCCUUCCUGCCUGGCUGACACGAAAUGACUUUGUUCGUCUGAUGCAAUACAAACCACAAACAACACCUACACACUUUUGCCACCUGGGGAUCGCCUUGCGAAGAGAAUGGCGUUUCCGCUGGCUUUGAAAGUCGACUUGUUGGAGCAGGGGGGGCAUGCCACACGGUGGUGUGUAUAUUAUGUGUAUGUAGAUUCAAUCUAUCGAAACGGGGGAGGUGAAUGAUGCUGGGUAGAGGGUACGGUAUCGGGCCCGCAAGUGCAGGGUUUGGAAGGUGGGAUGUCGCAGUGGACCUCAAGUUUGGAAUUUGGAAUUAGGUCCAACGUUGUAAGUAUGUAUCAGAGUAUCCUUCGCACUCGGCCAUGGUGACGAGUGUUCGCGGGUUGCAAACAUAAAUUCGAUAGGAGUUGAGCAGAGUAUACUGAGUAAUUUAAUCUUGUGUAUUCUCAAGCAAUACAUAUUUGUGUGGUGAUGGAAUUCGGGACCUACGAUCGAAACGAAAAGGACAUCGAUUCUACAAGGAUCGCGUGGUGUUGGUUUCAAUGGUCGAACAAAAGGAUACGGCAUUGGGUAUGGGUUCAGAGGCUGGACGACUUGGGACUUGGUCUUGGUCUUGGUGUUAUUCUUGUGUAUAUACCUGCGGGAUGUAUAUUUUGAGUUCCUCGGGAGGAAAGCGAGCCUAAGAAACAAGCGAACGUUCGUUGGUUCGCACAUUCGCCGUCAUGGAGACCGCUGUCAUGAUGUUCGAUUGAUGGCCCUCACAUCGAUUCUGUAUGGUUUACCAGUACGCUUGUGGUUGAGUUUGCUUGGAUUCCUUUGUGUAGUAGUAGUCCUUGAUCUCGUCCUGAUCUGAGGUGAUGUUUCGCGAUACCCAACAAGAGUAUUGUGAGGC
This is a messenger RNA of Ectocarpus siliculosus, 2428 nucleotides long. NCBI's taxonomy places the organism in Eukaryota, Phaeophyceae, Ectocarpales, Ectocarpaceae. The record is from the annotation of a GenBank genome assembly.